Abrus precatorius (Indian licorice) is the source of this 2691-nucleotide messenger RNA. RefSeq names its product SPX domain-containing membrane protein At4g22990-like. Bases 337 to 2481 code for a protein of 714 amino acids. Gene Ontology annotation, biological process: transmembrane transport. The transcript is spliced from 12 exons. The record is from RefSeq and is a predicted model, not a curated record. Lineage: Eukaryota; Viridiplantae; Streptophyta; Magnoliopsida; Fabales; Fabaceae. Gene Ontology annotation, cellular component: membrane. Gene Ontology annotation, molecular function: transmembrane transporter activity.
UUGUGACUCUCAUUUGUACCCUUUUCAGUGACAUGCAUUUAAGUAGCUUGGAACUUGAGUUUCUGAAUUGUUUUUGUUGACUAUUAUUGUUGUUGCUGAAGAAACUUGAGCACACAAUGCAAUAGUACUACAAUACAUUAGACCCACGUCCCUCACAAUGACAUGGAUAACAUUUUAAGGGUGUUCAAAUUUUGAAUCUUGCUACCAAAGUCCAUGAAGUUGUAGCUUUACAUGUCUUCCAUCUUUUUGGGGUCUGCCAAUUGAAGUGUUGAUAUUGAUCACCAAGACGAAAGAGAGUAGCUGCUAUUAUUAUCAGUACACUAUCUUUCUUGAAGUAUGGUUGGCUUCGGCAAGAAGUUGAGAGAAUCACAAAUUCAAGAAUGGAAAGGAUAUUAUAUCAACUAUAAGCUAAUGAAGAAGAAAGUCAAGAGAUAUAUAGAACAAAUGGAGGUUGGAGCUCAAAAUCGCCAUAAUGUUCUCCGAGAUUUCUCAUUGCUGCUAGACAAUCAGAUAGAAAAAAUAGUUUUAUUUCUGCUUGAACAACAAGGAGUACUUGCACAUAGGCUGUCAGAUAUUGGACAAGACCACCAUACUCUUUUCCAGCAGCCAAAUAGUUUCAGCAUCUCUGAACUUCAAGAAGCAUAUAGAGAUGUUGGAAGAGAUCUUUUAAGGCUUCUUAAUUUUGUGGAAAUAAAUGCUGUUGGUUUGAGAAAGAUCUUGAAGAAGAUUGAUAAGCGGUUUGGCUAUAAAUUCACAGAUUAUUAUGUCAAGACGCGCGCAAAUCAUCCUUAUUCCCAGUUAAGGCAGGUUUUCAGGCAUGUGGGCAUUGGGGCUGUUGUUGGAGUCUUAUCUCAUGGUCUUGCAGACCUUCAAGAUUUACAACAAUGUCAAGGAAGCUAUAUUUCUAUAUAUGACCAACCUUCUUACAGUCAUCAAGAUCCUGUUCUUGAUUUUAUCAAAGUAGCGGUUGACAGAUUAUCAAACUCAACAAACUUCCUUCAGUUCUUGGGAAAACAUGCUUUUAUCAUCCAAGAGGAGCUUCCAUCUCCAUCUGAAGAUCAUAGUGUUGAUGAAAGAUAUCAUUUUAUGUCACUUCUUUUGAACUUGGCGAAUACAUUUUUGUAUAUGGUCAACACUUACAUAAUUGUACCUACAGCAGACAACUACACUUUGAGCCUUGGAGCUGCAGCAAGUGUAUGUGGUGUGGUCAUCGGUUCAAUGGCCGUUGCACAAGUGUUUUCUUCAGUUUAUUUCAGUGCAUGGUCAAAUAGAUCAUAUCUAAGACCACUCAUAUUCAGUAGCAUUGUUCUUCUAAUCGGAAACACCUUAUAUGCACUGGCUUUUGAUAUGAAUUCAUUAGUAGUUCUACUGGUGGGACGCCUUUUCUGUGGGUUAGGCUCUGCAAGGGCUGUUAACAGGCGUUAUAUCAGCGACUGUGUACCAUUGAAACUUCGAAUGCAGGCUUCGGCAGCUUUUGUUAGUGCAAGUGCUCUGGGAAUGGCUUGUGGUCCAGCUCUUGCUUGUUUGUUACAGACAAAUUUUAGGAUUUACAGGUUCACCAUGAACCAAGACACUCUACCUGGAUGGGUAAUGGCUCUUGCAUGGCUUCUCUAUCUACUGUGGUUGUGGAUGUGUUUCAAGGAGCCCACCCUUGAGACUGAAGGAACUCUUGUGCCAUAUCAAGCAGAGGCUGGACCAGCAGUGCAUGUUGCAGUAGAGAAUGGGCAUACACAACCAUUACUAAUGAACUCAGAAGUAAAAGAGCAGGAUGAAGAUGGAGAAGAAGAAAAUGACGAUGCUGAAGAAACUCGGAAACCUGUCACUUCUAUUGCUGUGGCAUAUAAAUUACUUACACCAUCAGUGAAGGUUCAAUUGUAUGUGUAUUUUAUGCUUAAAUAUGCAAUGGAGAUUGUACUUGCUGAAUCAAGCCUUGUCACCGAAUAUUAUUUUAUUUGGUCGACCAGCAAUGUAGCCAUUUUCCUCGCAUGCCUGGGUCUUACUGUGCUUCCUGUAAAUAUUGUUAUUGGAAACUACAUCAGCAACCUGUUUGAAGAAAGGCAAGUUCUACUAACAUCGGAAAUCAUGGUUUGCAUUGGACUACUCCUAAGCUUCCAUGUAAUGACCCCUUAUUCAGUGACUCAGUAUGUUGGAUCGGCCCUUAUUACAUUUGUGUCUGCUGAAGUUCUUGAAGCUGAAAUGCUCCUUGAACACACCAUCUUAUUUGUUUGCUCCAUCAACCCAGGAGUGAACCUUUCACUUCUAUCAAAAAUGAUGUCAUCAAGGCUUUCUCGUGGUACCUAUAAUGGAGGAUUGUUGUCAACAGAAGCUGGAACUCUAGCUCGAGUAAUUGCUGAUGGAACAAUAACAAUCUCUGGAUAUAUGAAUGAAAAUAAACUCCUGAAUACCACCUUGUUCCCUGCACUUCUCAUCUGCAUUUCAUCCAUUAUUGCUACUUUUUACACUUACAACUCUCUUUACUAGUUUAAUAGCAGUUAGUCUUCCCAUAAAAAUCUCAAAGUGUAUAUAGUGAGAGUGUAACUGCUCAGUUAUCAGUGAUCACUGAUCAGUAGUUAAAAAUGAUGUAUAUCAGCCAGUGUCAGCAGAUACCUCAAUAAGGUUGACAAUAUAGUGUUUUUGUUAUCUGCUAUAAUGUUUCUAUGGAUAGUGUAGUAACAAAUCACCCUUGUGAAA